Messenger RNA from Labrus bergylta (ballan wrasse), 618 nucleotides. The record is from RefSeq and is a predicted model, not a curated record. NCBI's taxonomy places the organism in Eukaryota, Metazoa, Chordata, Actinopteri, Labriformes, Labridae.
AUGACCGUACCAGACCUGGUGGAUAUGCUGCAGCAGCGGUUUGUCCUGCUGGCGGGGGAGAGCUUCCGGGAUGCAGAGCUGCUGCGUCAGGUCGGCACCGAGCUGCUGUGUCUGCAGAGCUCCGAGGUGAAGCUUGAGGGCCUGGUGGAGGAGCUGCACGCUGAGGUCCAGCACAGAGCAGUGGUUGCAGAGAGCCUCCAGGUGGAGCUGCACGCUGAGGCCCAGCACAGGGCUGUGCUGACAGAGAGCCUCCAGGCGGAGCUGAGCAGUAAAUCAGUGGAGCUGGAGGAGCUACAAGAAAACAACAAAACUCUGAGAGAAGAGCUGCAGGGUUUACGCUCUGCUCAUGAGCAGGAGGUGAGGGAGCUGCAGCAGGAGAAUCAGAGGAGUCUGGGGAAACUGCAGGAGACAGCGGAGCAGUGUGAGUGGCUCUGUCAGCAGCAGAGAUACUGGAUGUGUUGUGUCAAGAGAUUCAAACGCUGCCUGAUGGAGGAGAGAGAAGCUCUGCUGCGACAGGUCAGCACGCUGGAAAAGAAGCUGAUGAAGAGUGAACAUGAUGAAGGUCACACACAGAGUGUCCUCUGUCCGCUAAAAGAGACUUCAUGCUGUGACAGGUGA